AUGAAUGCUCAAAUAAGUUUCCUCGAAGGGACUUUUACCCUCAUACACAUCCCCCUCCAAUCCUACCCGUGUCUCCUCCAACCCCUCAUCCGCGUCCUCCUCCCCCAAACCCAAUCGCUCAAGGGAACAACAUCUCCCCCUAGCCGCGAGCGCGACGGCCUAACCACCGACGACCAACAUGGCUUCCUCAACAUCAGCGUGACCCCCCUCGAGUGCUCCGUCGUCUGCCACAGCUCCUGGGCCAAGAACGUCGUCGAGCCCGCCAUAAAAUGCCUUUCGAAAGCCGCCGCGAAAGCCGUUUCCGUCUCCACCGACGACUACCUCGUCAUCUCCGUCAUAAGCGCCGGCAUGGAUGCCGCGAGCCGAGUCAUGGAGCUGACGUCGCCUCUCGCGCUGGCCGGAAUCCCCAUCUUCUUCAUCGCCACGUAUUAUUCCGACUUUAUCCUCGUGCCUAAAAAGGCGCAGCAUGCCGUUACGCAGGCUUUGUUGGCGCGCGGUUUUCAGCUGGCGCAGAACGAUUCCGAUUAUAGGUUUAGGGGCCACGAGAAUGCGAGGACGACUGCCGCUUCGAGUCAGGCCCUGUCGACGACCGUGACGGAACUCCAAAAUCGAGCGUUUGAUCUUCUCCGAAAAAGCAACGUCGUCCCGUACAUCGAAGAGGGCCUCCGCCUCGUGCAGUGCUCCGGACGCGAAGUAACCCAUAUCAACCAAGAGUUUUCUCGCCACUCGUCGUCGUCGCGCAGACCUGGGAACGGCCACACUCGCCGCCCGUCGUGGCUGGAUAACGUAGACACGAAACUUUACACGGCCAUGAUAUCGGCCUUCGUCUCGCAACCGCGAUUCCUCUCCGUCACCUUGGCGAAAGAUGACCCGCCCUCGCUACUCCUCGAUAAAUUCCUCUUAGACAUCUUCGGCGACUCCCUCGUUGGCGAUACCGAGGGCGAGCUCGUGCCCAUCUUUUUGGAUCUGUCUAGCCUCUCGUACGAGGCUACCGGUAUCGUAUGCGGCGUGGCUGGGAAGCUGGUGGGCGAUAUGGAGAGUCAGGGGAGCUCGGAAUUGUCGUAUCUCUCGACCGCGAGAGCUGGGGCUGUUAUCCUCUCCACGAAGCAGGCUAUCCGAGCGUUGGAUAUAUUGAAACCGAUGCUGGACAAGCAGGAGGGGAAGUAA
Molecule: messenger RNA, 1167 nt
Organism: Scedosporium apiospermum
Lineage: Eukaryota; Fungi; Ascomycota; Sordariomycetes; Microascales; Microascaceae
Exons: 2
Coding region: 1-1167 (388 amino acids)
Biological process (GO): regulation of intracellular signal transduction; cellular response to L-arginine
Cellular component (GO): cytosol
Source: RefSeq, a predicted model, not a curated record